GGCUGCUUUUUUCUUCACUCCUUGCUCUCGGCCUCUAAGAAUAAAGGCAUCACACAGGCAGCUCCUCUCCCAGUCGCGCCGAAGCCAAAAUGCCCGGUCUCGCUCUCCUCUUCGCCCUCUUCGCCCUUCGUUCCUGCGAGGGCGCGGCCAACAGCGCCCUGAGAGCCCUUCCCUGCCCCGACCCCGAGGACAUUUAUCCCUGCGUCUGCACCGUGGACCCCGAGAACCACAUGACCAUGGACUGCUCGCAUGUGGCCAGCGAGGACGAGCUGGCCCGCGUCUUCUCCUCGAACCUCCCGUUCACGAAGUUCCACCUCCUGAUGAUCAAUGGGAACCAGAACCUGCGCGUCCUGAGGGAGGGGGAUCUCGGGCCGGCGUCUUUCGAGAUCAUCAGGAUAAUGUUUAGCGUCCUCGAAGAAGUCCAAGACGGCGCCCUUGCUGGGAGCUACACGACAGCUGACGCCAUAGUCCUGAUAGACAACCCGCUGUCGGUGUGGCCCUUCCACGAACUGCCUCUGUUCACGUCCCUGUCGUUGCUGGAGCUGUACGGCGGCGCCCUCAUAGCCAUUCCUGCGUUGCGGUCCGGCAGUCUGCAGAAAAUUCUUUUGGGCUAUAAUCAAAUAGACGGAAUUGCUGCUGAUUGUUUUCACGGACUUGAAAACAUCCUGCAUAUUGAUGUGCAUGGGAAUAAUAUAGAAACGAUUCUUCCAG
Molecule: messenger RNA, 711 nt
Organism: Penaeus vannamei (Pacific white shrimp)
Lineage: Eukaryota; Metazoa; Arthropoda; Malacostraca; Decapoda; Penaeidae
Source: RefSeq, a predicted model, not a curated record